AGAAAGAAAUCCAACGAAUGGUGACUGUACAUUCUUUACGACAGAGCCUGCAUGUGUGCGCUGCCAACCACCUAUUGACUGCGGAUCUUUGGCAUUUUCAAUUCACGCGCCGGUGUCUCCUGCCAGGGCCAUGAAGCCCGAGACGGGAAUCAUCUGCCGCUAGGCUAAGAUUAGGGAUGACUUGCGUGACUCUGACUUCGUGCCCUCUGCCUGGAAACAGCUCGUCUGCGAGAAGGUUACCCGACGGUCUUCUCGAUGGUACUGCGACGGCUCUUCGUUUCUUUCGCGAUAGCCACAUUCGUUGUAGAUGCCUGCCUGAGCGUCGUUCCACAGAGUAAAGCCCUGAUUGUCCAUAGGACCGCUGGCCGAAGUCGCUGUUUCGGGGGCUCGUGUCUUCUUCCAGUUAGUCCGGAAUGGGCGUCCAGGCCUCCGGGCGAGUACACGGCAUUCCAAACAGCGUGGCCUCGGCCAUGCAACUGGAGCAGCGAAUCCCGCGGGUUUGCGUCUAGAGGUGCUCAGGCACUGCGGAGCACGUGUGGUUUGUUGCUUCAGAAACAGCCACACUCUUCGUACCACUCUCGGAAACGACCUUAUCACGGCCCAGAUGGUUAUACGGCAGCGGCGGCUCUGUGCCGCGCAAGCCAUUCGUCACUCCCAACCAACUCGCACUGCGGACCGACCGAGUUGCUCGCUCGGCAUCAACUGCAUGCGACAGGGACACUGGAGAAACGAAUUUUGGCAACUCUGCUGAGGUCAACUGCCAGGACUGAAUAUGCACGAACAGACAAGGCAAACGCCGCAGACCCAGCUGGCCUGCAGCUGAACGCCUCGGGGUCUAGCCAUAGCGCCAGCGCCUCUGAGCACGGAUUAGGCUGUGUAAGCUCGACAGAAAUCCGAACGACCACCGCUGACGGGCAUUCGGGGGGUAGAUUGGUUUUCCCGAGACUCGGCGUCUUCCCAAAUUUCGUGGAAGCGUUGGGAAACUUCGGUGUUAGGCAGGCCACUGAUAUCCAACAGCUUUCUAUACCAGCCAUCUUAGAAGGCCGCGACACGGUUAUUGGAGCAGAAACUGGUAGUGGGAAGACCCUUGGCUAUGUUGUCGGUUUGGUCCAAAACAUUCUGCUGCAGAAAAUGAUUCACGAGAAAAAAGAAGAUGCAGCGGUGCUACAAAAAGCCGACCUCCCCAUUCCGAGACAUCACCCUUACGCGGUCGUCAUCGUCCCGACCAGGGAGCUGGCUCUGCAGGUGGUCGCAUGGGCUCGUCGACUAUGCCGGAAGACCCCCGUAACUGCGCAGUUGAUGCUGGGGACGUAUACAAGGUGGCCUUUCGGCACUCUCGCAAUCCCGACCUCUCCCGAUCUUGUGGUGUGCACACCGCCGGUUCUAGCACCUUUUGUGAAGGGCGGCCACGCCAAAGAUUUGACGCCGUUUCGAGAAAUUCAGAUGCUAGCGUUGGAUGAAGCGGAUAUGCUUCUCGAAGGUGGAUACCGGCAAGCCAUGGAGGGCAUCUUCACGGCUUUUCGCAGGGCAGAUCGGCAGUCGGCCGAAAGCGGAAAGCGACGAACACAGUACAUCUUUGCUGCUGCAACGAUCCCCGAUAGGGGACCAAAGUCUGUGAGGAAAGUCAUUAGCCGUCUGUGUCCGAGAGCCACUUUUUUCUGCACGGAUAGCCUUCACCAACACAGGGAGCAACUGCAGCAGGAAUUCGUUCAAGUCCCUGCAGGAGCAUCCGAUGACGAGCGAGUCAGUCUUCUUUUAAGCAGGCUAAAGAAGCUGGGCGGGAGCGACAAAGUCAUGAUUUUCUGCAAUACGGCUCAAACUGCACGGAGCCUUUUCGAGGCUCUGGAGAAGGCGCUGCCAACGACGAGACCAAAAUUGUUUUCUUCAGAAAUUGAUCAGAAAGAUCGAUCGUUCAAUCUUGGCCUCUUUGCGAGGGGAAAGAGCAGGGUACUAGUCUGUACCGAUGCAGCCUCUCGAGGUCUUGACAUAGCUGGUGUGACACUAGUAGUGCAGUAUGACUUCGCGCUAAGUGCGGUGGCACAUCUACACCGUGUCGGACGAGUCGCCCGUGGCGAACAACCAGGGAGAGCGUUGAACUUUUACUAUGACACUCAGAAAGCGCUAGUUGACGUCAUUCAAAGGGCGGCGCGGGACCCCGUUUCCCCCUCUGUGGCCGAUGCUUUCAGCCGCAAGCGCUCGUUCAGGAAAAAGCUGGAAGACAAAAGCGGCUCUCGUCAGCAGAUGCGGGACAGGAGGCCAGACGAGCGCCAGAACGAUGGCGAAGACGAACUGCCUAAAAAUUAAUUCGAAGGUGAAGAUCGCUUCUGAACGGUUCCCGGAGAAACCUUAAGCUGUCCAACACAUAACGACGUCAAGGUGUAUGCUUGACUGCGCCUCAUAACUUCCUGCCUUUCCCAUGGUACGUGUCGUCUCGUAAUCUUGCGGUCUGUGUGGAAUUUAGUGUAUGAGCAAGGCACGAUGCAUAUGGCGAGAUCUCGUCUGACCUCUUGCAAGAGAGCAGAUCGUUUGGCGGACAGAAUUUUCUCUGCUUGCCGAAGUUGGUCCAGGUCAGAACCUUUGGCGGCAGAGAAUGAGGAUGACGUCUGCCCAGGGGUCUCGUCACCGAUAUUCGACAGGCUCGAAGGCGGCUUUUCACCCACCUUGAGGCUGGACGCUAGAUUCGUGUGUUGUGAUCGAAGUUCCUGAACCUCUCUCUGCAGACUCUAGAACAAAUCACUGACACGAGGCUUCUCCGAACAUCUCAUGAGGGAAUUUCAAUCUCACUUGCAAGGUUGCCUCUGUGAUAGAAAUGUCGG
Toxoplasma gondii ME49 is the source of this 2816-nucleotide messenger RNA. Its product is annotated as DEAD/DEAH box helicase domain-containing protein. Gene Ontology annotation, molecular function: ATP binding; nucleic acid binding. Gene Ontology annotation, biological process: mitochondrial large ribosomal subunit assembly. The transcript has a single exon. NCBI's taxonomy places the organism in Eukaryota, Apicomplexa, Conoidasida, Eucoccidiorida, Sarcocystidae. The coding region runs from base 256 to 2304 and encodes 682 amino acids. The record is from RefSeq and is a predicted model, not a curated record. Gene Ontology annotation, cellular component: mitochondrion.